Messenger RNA from Hypoxylon fragiforme, 1887 nucleotides. Its product is annotated as GroES-like protein. The transcript has 9 exons. The record is from RefSeq and is a predicted model, not a curated record. NCBI's taxonomy places the organism in Eukaryota, Fungi, Ascomycota, Sordariomycetes, Xylariales, Hypoxylaceae. Gene Ontology annotation, molecular function: zinc ion binding; oxidoreductase activity. The coding region runs from base 590 to 1636 and encodes 348 amino acids.
CUCGGUGGGUCUCCCUCAUGUAUAUUAACACCAAUCAUUCAUCAGCACUGGGGUCUAGCUUGUCAGGUUAUCUGCGAGGUGAACGCAUUCUUUCCUAUAGCGGGGUGGUUAUGGGCGUAGCUCUGAGCCAGUUGCCCCUCAUUUACCCUCCUCUUCGUUCCAGAUGUUACUAUUACAUCCAUAGUCACAGUAUUAGCAGGUAUUAGUACUAACUAUGUAGCAUACUGUAAGCCCUUGUAUAGUAUGUAUACGACUACUACUACAUUCAUACUUACAAUCACGGUCAUGGAUGGAGGUACUACUACGAUGCUUUGGAGCAAACUCCAUGUCAUCGCGGGAACCAAUCCUAUUACGAAGUGUACUUCCUUGGGCUGGGCUGGGGCUUUUGUUCCUAUCCGUCUUUCCGCGCAUACUUUAAUAAGAAGACAUCUUCUCCCGAGCUCAUUCUUGUUUCGUUUCCCUUAAUUUUCCUCCUUGACUCUAAUAGCAUACCUACCUUUGUUUCCCUUUACACAACAUCAUUUUUUGAGCAUACCCCUCUUUCCCUCUACACAACAUCCAACUCUUCUAAAAACCCAGAAAAUUCGAAAUGGCUUCCCUCCCCAAGUCCAUGAAGGCUGUCCGCUACGAGAAGCCGGAAGUUUGGGAUAUCGUCGAUGUUCCUCUACCAACUAUACGACCUGGAGAUGUCCUAAUCAAGGUCAAGGCCUGCGGUGUUUGCGGCACUGACCUACACAUCCACGAAGGCGAAUUCAUUGCCGAGUUCCCUCUUAUCCCUGGCCAUGAAACCAUUGGCGAGGUUGUCGGAUUUGCCGACGGCGUGAAGGGCUUCGAGAUUGGAGACCGCGUUGCAGCUGACAACUCAGAACUCUGUGGUCACUGCUUCUACUGCCGAAAAGGAGACGAGCUUCUCUGCGAAGACUUCAAGGCACACGGUGUCGUAGGAUUAGAUGGCGGUUUCGCCGAAUACGCCGCCUACCCUCAAGGUCGCCUGUUUAAGAUCAAGAACCUCAGCAACAUCGAUGCUACCCUAAUCGAGCCUGCCUCUUGCGCCAUGCACGGGUUGGAGAAGAUUGCACCGAAGGCUGGUUCUCACGCUCUGCUAAUUGGUGCUGGUCCUACCGGCCUCAUGAUGGCACAGUUCCUAAAACUUAACGGUGUUUCGCAAUUGACGAUUGCCGCCCCUGAAGGCCAAAAGAUGGAGUUGGCCAGGAGCCUCGACGCCGCCGAUCACUACGUACCCCUCUCCCGCGCAAACGCCACACCGCAAUGGGAACAGAUCAAGAAGGACAACCCGUACGGCUUCGAUAUUGUCGUGGAAGCCAGCGGCAGCGUCAAGGUCCUCGAGGACGCCAUCCACUACGUCCGCCGCGGCGGCAAGCUCGUCUGCUACGGCGUCUACCCCAACGCCGGCCGCGUCUCGUGGCCCCCGUCCAAGAUCUUCGGUGAUGAAAUCACCAUCGUCGGCUCCUUCUCCGAAACCUUCAUGUUCCCGGCCACCGUCGACUACCUCGACAGCGGCAAGGUCAAGACCAAGGGCAUCGUCAACAAGGUUUUCAAGCUCGAGCAGUGGGGCGAGGCGCUCCAGAGCAUCCGCGACAAGUCGGCUAUCAAGGCUGUUAUCGCUUUUGACUAAUUUUUUUGGCUUUGCUUUUGCCUAAGAGGGUUUGGACUGGGGCUUGGAAGCGUGGGUUAGGCUAGGUUAAUGAAGAAAACCUUGGAACAUGUCAAAAUGUUGUCGAAGAGUUAGUUAGACAGAACUGCUGGAGGGAGGAAGUUGGAAUAACGUCUCUACCUAGGUAGUACCUAUCUUGAAUGAAAUGAAUCAAUAAAUAGAAUGAAUAAUUUAAAAAAAAAAAAAAGAAAGAUUAUCUGAUAUCCCACCAA